This is a messenger RNA of Chenopodium quinoa (quinoa), 1826 nucleotides long. RefSeq names its product dof zinc finger protein DOF2.5. The transcript has 2 exons. The coding region runs from base 229 to 1329 and encodes 366 amino acids. NCBI's taxonomy places the organism in Eukaryota, Viridiplantae, Streptophyta, Magnoliopsida, Caryophyllales, Amaranthaceae. The record is from RefSeq and is a predicted model, not a curated record. Gene Ontology annotation, molecular function: DNA-binding transcription factor activity; DNA binding. Gene Ontology annotation, biological process: regulation of DNA-templated transcription.
CCAUCUAUCUUACAUCAUAAAGUGAGAGGCCUACACAUAAAGCCAUCACACAAACAAUCACAAACAUUCUUUCUUGCAAAAUUAAGUCCAUUUGCAGACAAAAUUAAAAGGAGCUGAUUUUUAUUUUUCUCUCUUAGCCUUUCUCUUCCCCUCUUUUCAUCUCAAAAGACAUCAUCUCAUCUCAUCUAUUUUUCUUGCCUUUUUCUUCACCUUUUUUCCUUUGGAUUCAUGGAUGCUGCUCAAUGGCCACAGCAUCAGCAAGUAGCUGGUUUUUCAAGGGCAAUGGAAGAAAUAGCAAUACCAAACAAUAACAAUAAUCCUACAAACAAUAAUUCAAGGGCAACACAAGUUGUUGGAGAUCAAAGAAAAGCAAGGCCUCAAAAAGAUCAAAACAUCAAUUGUCCUAGGUGUAAUUCUACCAACACCAAAUUUUGCUACUACAACAACUACAGCCUUACUCAACCAAGGUACUUUUGCAAGACUUGUAGAAGGUAUUGGACUCAAGGUGGCUCUCUACGAAACGUCCCCGUCGGUGGUGGCUCUAGGAAGAACAAGAGAUCAUCGUCGUCCUUGUUGUCGUCGACCUCAAACCCAUCAAUCAACCACCCCACUAAACUCAUCCCUGAUUUAAACCCACCAAGUUCUUUGUCACACCUAAUCACUGCCUCACACCAAAACCCUAAAUUCCUUGAAGGUCAUGAUCUUAACCUUGCUUUUCCUAUGCAAGGUAUUUUCCACCCUAGUAAUAACAACAAUAAUGAAAAUCAUGAGCCAAUUAAUAUCAUGAACACUAAUAACAACAAUGCUAAUAACACAAACAACAAUAAUCUUUCUUCUAGUACUACAACUAACACAUGUAGUACAACCACCUCUACAACCCCAAUUUCAGCCCUUGAGCUUCUAAGGACAGGGAUUGCAUCUAGGGGAAGCCUAAACCCAUAUGUUCCGAUUCCGAUGCCGAUGCCAAUGCCGGAUUCCAACACUCUAUACCCCUCAGGGUUCCCAAACUUGCAAGAAUUCAAGCCAAACAUGGAUGUGUUUUCGCCGCCAAAUGAUCAUAACAUGGUUGGAUCAGGUGACAAUAAUAAUGUUGGAUCAAAUAAUAAUAAUGGUGGUGCUAAUUCUGCUAGACUUUUGUUUCCAUUUGCUGAUAUGAACAAGCUUGCUAGCUCAACACCAACAACAACAACAACUCAUCAUCAUCAUCAACAAGAAAUUGAAGAUCAAAACAACAAAGGAGGAAAUAAUCAUCAUCAACAUCAUCAUAAUAACAACAAUAAUAAUCAUCAUGGUUAUUGGAGUGGCAUGUUAGGUGGUGGAACAUGGUAAUUAUAAAGUAAUUAGAAGAUCAAAGAAUCAUAUUUUUUUUUUAUCUUUUUAUUUUACUAUAUGGUUGCUCACUUGUUUAAUUUGGUUUUUUUUUAAAAAAAAACUAACAUAUAUAUAUAAUAGGGGUACAUCUUAAUUGUUGUAUUUGAUGAUAAUAUUCAUGUAAUAGCUAGUCUUGGGAGUUUUCUUUUCUUUUUUUUUUUUUAACUUAGGGUUUUGGGCAAAUUUUUUUUUUUUUUUUUUGGUUUUUACAUCAAGGGUUCUUAGUAGGUUAGAGAUAGAAGAAGAGGUGAAUGUAUAACUGUAUAAAUUCUAGCUUUCAUGGUUUAUAUUCAUACCUUCUUCUAUCUAUAACAUUAAGUUAAUCCUUUUAAUCGAACUUUUGUAUCCUUUUUUUAUUAAUUAAGUGCUUGAUGAUGAUUUAUUAUUUACCAUAGAAAUUGCAAGUAUGUAGUAUAUUGUAAUAACACUUUGUCAAUUUCAUUUCUUUGCUUAAA